This is a messenger RNA of Tarenaya hassleriana, 1642 nucleotides long. RefSeq names its product probable polygalacturonase At3g15720. Bases 187 to 1461 code for a protein of 424 amino acids. Gene Ontology annotation, biological process: carbohydrate metabolic process. The record is from RefSeq and is a predicted model, not a curated record. NCBI's taxonomy places the organism in Eukaryota, Viridiplantae, Streptophyta, Magnoliopsida, Brassicales, Cleomaceae. Gene Ontology annotation, molecular function: polygalacturonase activity. The transcript has 9 exons.
GUUCCAUCAUGCUUCCAUGGAAAGUUGAUAUUCUUCUCACAUUUAAGUUGCAAUAAAUCACUUUCCAUAACGUUUAUUUUCCCCCAUCUGUUCAUAUUCUCAUCUUACCCUAAUCUCAUUCUAUUAAACUUUUAAAAAUAAAAUAAAGAAAAUUAAAUCCAGCCUCUGGACGAACACAAGAUCAACAUGACGGUUCCGUUGCACAAAAACAGCGGCCGCAAGAAUCGUCUUCAAGAAUUUCUUGCGUUCUUCGUUCUCUUCAUCGGAUCUUCACAUUUUUCCUCGGCAGAAUUCUAUUUGGACGUUCUUGAUUUUGGAGCAGUUGGUGAUGGACACACAAAUGAUACACAAGCGUUUCUUGAUGCAUGGGAUGAAGCAUGUGGCUCGUUAGGGAAUCCGAUUAUGGUGAUCCCUAAAUACAUGACGUUUCUUGUUCACCCUCUAGUCUUCAGUGGUCCAUGUCGGUCCACAAGCAUCACAGUUGCGGUAAUAGGAACGGUUAUUGCGCCGGAUUCUCCUGCUGCGUGGAAGGGAAAGGAUCCCGGGAAAUGGCUUGAGUUCAUCGAUGUUAGCGGUCUGACAGUCGCUGGUUUGGGGUUCGGAGCUCUCAACGGCCGUGGAUUGGCAUGGUGGAAUCAAUCUUGCAGAGAUCAUCCGAGAUUGCAAGGAUGCACUUCUGUUGCGCCAACAGCGUUAACAUUUUCGGGGUGCAAUUCGAGCAGUCUCAACGAUAUUGUAUCGUUAAACAGUUCGCAGACACAUUUCCUCAUCAUAAACAGUAAGGCGAUAACGGUAAGUAAUGUGAUGAUGCAGGCCCCCGAGCUCAGCCCUAACACGGAUGGCAUCCACAUUCACUCCUCUCAUGACGUUUUCAUCACCAAUUCCGUAUUUUCUACGGGUGAUGAUUGCAUAUCGAUUGGAGACUAUACGUCUAAUGUCGUUAUUACUAACGUUAUAUGCGGCCCUGGCCAUGGUAUAAGUAUUGGCAGUUUAGGGAGAGGAGGAAACUCUGUGCAAGUAGAGAAUAUUCAUGUGAGCAGAUCAUAUCUUAAGGGUACUACCAAUGGAUUAAGGAUCAAGACUUGGCAGGUCGGAAGAGGAUAUGUUCGAAACGUUCUGUUCCAAGACAUCACGUUUGAUUCCGUCCAAAACCCGAUAAUCAUCGAUCAAAACUACUGCUCCGAGAAAGGUUUGUGCAAAGAAAUGCCGACCGGAGUUCACAUAACCAAUGUGACAUACACAAAAAUGGUGGGAUCGUCGAGCACAGCCGUCGCCAUAAACUUUGACUGCGACCGCUCGGUUCCGUGCACGGGAUUAAACCUUCGGUAUAUUUACCUUUGGCCCGUGCCGACAGACCUCGAUGGAACAUCCAAGAUCACACCUGCUGUGACCACGAGCUGCGCCAAUGCUCAUGGCUAUGCCGUUCAAGUCGACCCUCCUGUUUCUUGCCUCCAGUCCUGAUGUUAAAGACUUUACCUUUCCAGGAAGAUUCUUUAGGGUUCAGUCCCGAUUUUGUACAUCCCGGGUGCACGGUUUCACCUCACGCCUCGAUUAUAAUGACCUUUUGCACCUCUGUGUGCCUCGUAUGAUGUUUUUGCAUUUGAUAAAAAACUAUUUGCUUAAAAAAACUUCGUUUUACUCU